AUGCGCCAUGGCGAUGGCAGAGAUGGCAGAGCGUGUGGAGCUUGCGGAGCUGCAGAUGCGGAGUUCAUUUGCUCUCGGUGCAGGAGGGUGAAGUUCUGCGGCCCUGCUUGCUUUCGCAAAACGUGGAGCGCACACCGAGCCUUUUGCCUGCCACGGCCUGUUAGCGAUGUCAGCAAGGCGCCAGAGACACCAGUGCACGGUGGGAUUGCGGUGGUGGUACCUUUCCGAGACCAGAUGCCACUGCAGGACCGUUGCCGCCAGCUGUCCCAAUUUCUCGAGCACAUGAGAUCUUUUUUGACGGGUGUCCCGCACGUGAUCGUGGUUGUUGAACAGUCGCAAGAUGGAAGGAAAUUCAACCGCGGCCAGCUGUUGAAUGUGGGGUUCAGAGUUGCAGCUGAGGUGUUGCCUACCAUGGAAGCGUUCAUAACUCACGAUGUUGACCUCCUACCUUCUCGUGACAUGCUGCCUGUUUAUAUGCGCCCACCGCCUGAGUUGCACGCAGUUCAUUUGGCAUCAGUUUGGGAGAAGUACUCGUACAAGAGCUUUCUGGGCGGCGUGUUGUCCUUUCGGCCCAAGGACUUUGAGCGAAUAAACGGCUACCCCAAUGACUACUGGGGCUGGGGUUUAGAGGAUGACCAGCUUGGACUUCGCAUGGCUCACAAUGGUGUGCGCACUCUUCGGGUGAAGGUUGGUAAGUUCGAAGAUUUAGACCCCAUCAACAUGAAGGCUGUCCUAGAGCGCCGAGACGGCAAAGAGGUGAAAAGCCAUCUGCCCUGGUACAACUCCAGCAUGUUUCAGAGGGGUGAGCUCGAGCUGGACCAAGACUGGUCGACUAAUGGACUUCGCAACCUGGAGUUUCACCCAGUUAAUUGCUGGAUGGAUGGCCACGUUCACCACAGAGUUGUAAUGCUGGGCAGGCUUGAAAAUAGCUAA
Messenger RNA from Symbiodinium pilosum, 933 nucleotides. The record is from the annotation of a GenBank genome assembly. Lineage: Eukaryota; Dinophyceae; Suessiales; Symbiodiniaceae.